Knipowitschia caucasica is the source of this 3531-nucleotide messenger RNA. Lineage: Eukaryota; Metazoa; Chordata; Actinopteri; Gobiiformes; Gobiidae. The record is from the annotation of a GenBank genome assembly.
AUGUGGGCUGGAAGUGUUGGAAGUAGCUUUGGGUAUUUCCCUAAAGAUCUUCUCUCAAUAAACCACAUAUAUACAGAAAAAGAGAUUGAAAUUCCAGCAGAGGAGACUGAUUUUGUCUGUUUUGAAACUGGAUUUGAUAAAUUUCAAAGCUAUGAUGUGGACUAUCUAUUAGGCUUUCUAAAUGAGGACAGUAAAGAUCAAAAAGACGGAGACGAGGGUCCUUUAACGUCAACAGACGACCCUUCGGAGACUUCUUCACCUGAAAUGCUGCCUGUGGAACCCACGCCAGAGCCUGAACCAGUCUACAGUGACGAUGUAAUGAGGCUGUCUAUUUUAAGAGAACACUUUUCAGAAGAGAAAAUGGCUCGUUGUCAGAAGUAUUUAGGCCUCACAAAUCUGUUCAAACUGGAAGCAAUGUUCGAGGACUUGGAGACAGAGCUACAGGCAACGCGCCAGUCGCACAGAGGCAGUGUACAGGAUAUAGAAAACGCAUUAGAAAGGAUAUUGGAAGCCAGUGAGAAUGCCAUCCUGGAUGAAGUGGAGAAGAUUUUGGACAGUCGCGAGUCGAAAUACAGCUACAAUCAGCAGGUGGGAUCAAACAUAGACGAGGAGACGGAGAUUCUAGAUGAUUUUCAGGAGCUCGCCUUCAGCCUGAGACGCAAGUACUCAACCGCCAGUGACAGUGCGCCUCUCGCCAAAGGAGUGCGAGACAAUGAACCAGAUGAAUUGAAUGUCAAAGAAGCUGUACCUGUAAUUCUUGAAGAUGCGGACAGUGAAAACUCAACGGAUUUGGAGGAGGACGUCACCCUCACGUCCACGCAUCCCCUCGAGCAGGACACCAAGAGCAAGAAACCAGAGGGGAUUAUUUUGGAUCAAGUUCCCAGCGCUGUCCCGGAUGUCAGCGUUGAGGAGGACGUGGGACACUUUAAUAAAAACCAAGACAAUCAGCAAAGUUUUGAAGCGGGAGACAAAAUGCCUAAAGUCCCACAAGCAACACUGGAGAGCCCCCUGGAUAUGGGGCUGGGCGUGGAAGUGGAAAACUCCCCAUCGGGAACCUUGGAGUCUUUGGAGCCGCCCUCAGAGUUUCACGAAGAUGAUGUGGGACUGUUCUCUACUGCGCUUGUUUACCUGGGGUGUAUAGCUGCAAUGUGCAAGAGUAAAACUACAGAGUGGGCUACUGCGGAUCAUGUGUACGUGUUUUUCAUCCACGAGCUGCAGCGUAUGAUCGCCUCACUGCCCGAUGAGUGGAGACCAGGGGACACUCUGCUGGGCUGUCCCUGGGAGGCUGUGGGGGUCACCGCGGUGGUCGGGAUCCUCACCUUCACUUUGUUUUUCUGGAGGACGGUCUUAGCUGUGAAGAAAAGAGAAUAUCUAGUGGAUCACAAAAAACUAGAUGAACAAAUUGUGUUGCUGAAAAAGGAGAAGGAUGACGCACUGGUUAAAAUAACAGAGCUACAGAAACAGUCUGAGCUCCUGAAGGAAAACCAGAAAGAGUCUGCGGUGUCGGCCACUACAGCACAGAAGAAGCUGAGGGCUCUACAGAAAAGGGUAUCGGAAGCAGAAAUGCUGAAUCAACAAUCGUCUCAGGAAAAGCAGAGGUAUAUUAAGCAACUAGAAGAAGAAAGGACGAGCUCUCAGAAAAAUGAAACCAGGAUUGAAAAACUGGAGCGGUCCAUUGAGAAACUGCAGCAAAGCAGAAAAAAGACUCAAGAAGCUCUGGCAAAAACCACAGUUCUGCUGGACGAGGCAAAAAUUCGAGAGGAUGCCAGACACGCUCAGCAGAAGAGUUUAGAAAAAGAUUACACCGCCUCAAAGAAAGAAAACAACACUCUUAAGUUGACCAUAAAGAACUGGGAGGACACACACCGAGAGCUGAGCGAGAAGAUUAAAGUUUACCAGAAAUCCCAAAAGGAGCUGGAAGACUCGUUAGCUCAGAAAGAUCACAACAUAGAGGUGCUGUCGGACCUUCUGUCGGACCUGGAAGCAUGUGACGUGCAGAAAGCGGAUCCCUCGGUUUCUGCUAACAGAGAUAUGUCUGUUGAUAAAACAACAGCCAUAAAGAACAGGAUCCAACAGAUGAUGGAUGUGUCCAGGGUUCAGACCACUCUCUCAGUCGUCGAAGAGGAGCGAGACCGGUUCAUGUCCAAACUGCACGCUGAGGAAAAGGCCAGGAAAUCACUGGAAGAGCAACACCAGGAGCUGGAGCACGCCAUAGCUACCAUAAAAAGUGAGAAGAGUUUGGUGGAAAACCAGUACAAGGUUCUCCAACAGAAGAACGAGAUCAUUGUGGAGAUGUACCAGCAGAAGGAGAGCGCUCUGCAACAGAGGCUGACCAAAGAGGAGAUGGAGCGGCGCAGUAAGGAGAGCAUGCUGACGGAGGUGGGAGGGAAAGCCACGGAAGCAGAGGAGCAGGUCCGAGUCCUCCGACAGCGCAUCAACGAGAUGGAGGAGCAGAUGAGGAAGACUGAGGAGAUGUACAAGGAGCAGAUCAAAGAACAAGAAAACAAGACUCAUUCAAACUGGAUUACUGCAAGAAAUGCUGAACGAGCGCUGAACCAGGAGAAAGUGGAAGCUUCAAAACUGCGAGAAAAACUGACCGUCCUCACGUCUCAGCUGAACGAGAAGCGCGCCCCUCUCUUCAGACCCAAUUCCGGCCAGUUCCCGGGACCUCGCCAAGGUGACUCGUAUGGACCGUCUCCUGUGAGCGGGGGGGCACCGUCGCCUCCCAUUAUGAUCGAGGGCCCGCGCCGCCCUCCCUCCGCCCCCGUGGGUCGUAAAAUAGACCCCUUUGGCCCCAGACCUCCGUCAGACCCUCACGGCCGCUAUGCAGAAAGCAAGCAUAUGUCUGGGUUGGAAAUGCUGGGUCCUCGUAACUCGUCUCCCGCCAACAUGGACGCCCCGAUCCAGGCUGAGGGCACUGUCUCUUCUGAGAGCCCCGAGCCUGGUCCCGGUUCGUUCAUCGUGUCUCCCAUCAAAGACUGUCCAGACUCAGGCCCUCCGCCCCAUGAGCAUCUGCUGCCUCCGGGCCGACUGCCUCCUCCAGGAGCAUACAGACCAAUGCGUCCCGGUCCAUACCCGCCUGGGCCUGGCCCAUACCCCCACCCCCCUCCUGGGGCCCUGCCUCCUCAUCCUCAUGGGCCGCUUCCAGCCAACGGACACCCAGGGAUGCCUAUGGGGGGAGACUUCGGACCCCGUCCAUCCAACGGGCAUGCUUUUCAGCCUAGACCUGGCCCUGUCCCUAUGGAUCUCCGUGGCCCUCCACCCCCACACAUGCGUCCCCCUCCCUACUAUGGUCCCAUGCCUCCCCCACACGUUCUUCGAGGCCCCAUGGGACCUCAUCAGCCCUUCCCUCCAGACAUGCGUUACCCAGGGCCCCGGGGUGGCCCUCCCUUGAACAUGCCCCGAGGAGUGCCUCCUCCAGGAGCCCUGCCUCCUCAUAGUGGCCCCUAUGCUCCUCCAGAUUCCUUCCAGAGCACCGGUGCUCACAGCAACACGGAGAGUCCUGAUGCUGCCGCUGGGGCCGAGCCUUAA